Symbiodinium sp. CCMP2592 is the source of this 1470-nucleotide messenger RNA. The record is from the annotation of a GenBank genome assembly. NCBI's taxonomy places the organism in Eukaryota, Dinophyceae, Suessiales, Symbiodiniaceae.
AUGGCGGAUGCUGGGAAACCGGAGCCGGGUCUCCGCGAGUGGGUGACGUUCUUCUUCACCUUCUUCUUCUAUGGCUGGGCGUCCUUGCAAGCUCUCCUUGAAGCAGACGGCGUGUACUUGGCGGUCUGCGCACCAGAGGAACCAUUGUGUUCCGAACGGACCAGCCGCAUGAUUCUGCUCUACACGGUGGACAACCUCGUCACGGUCGUCACCUCCGCGGUCGUUGCGAUGGCGAUAGAUCGCGUAGGGCCCGCUAAGCUGGCGUUGCUUGGAGGCCUUCUGCAGGCAAGCGCUCUGCUCCUGAUGGCUUUGUCCGAAGGGUCUGCCUCUUCGCCCUUUGACGGCUUUCUCGUGGCUUUUGCACUGAGUGGCGUAGGCGGCGCGACACUGAUGAUCUCGAACAUGAAGCUGGCCUUCGCAGUGCAGCCCCGGUAUUUCGCCAUGGUGAUGACGACCAUCAACUGCCUUAUAGACUCCUCUGCCGUCACUCCGUUGGGGCUUUACCGCCUCUACUUGCUUGGCCUCUCGCGCUUCAGCAUCUUCGCAGGCUAUGCUCUGGCAUGCCUCGUGCUGUCCGUGUCCCUGGGCUUUUGCUGGUCCGGGAGCCCCAUGAGAAUCCUGAAAGCGAAGAGCGCGGAGGAGCUGAAGUCGGCAGAGCAGACUGAAGCAAAGGAGGGGGAAGAGAGUCCCGGCUCGACGCGACCGCGGCUGCACGGUCUUUCGGUGAGGGAGCAGGUCCAUUCCCUGGAGUUCGCCUUCGGGGGCGUAUUCCUGACGACGCAGCUGUUUCGGUGCAACGCCUACCUCGGCAUCAACAAGGACCUGCUCCAGUCCCUUGGGGAUGCUGAGCAGAACAACCUGUACACCCAGAUUUUCAGCGCCCUUCUUCCGGCGUCAACGCUCCUGCUUCCAGCGUUCGACCUAUGCAUGUCGCGUGGAGGCUUUGUGUUCACCUUCGGCGUCGUUCUCUGUUUGGGACUGGUCUGGGGUGUGGUCACCCUCCUUCCCUCCCUUCAACUGCAGCUUGUGGCCUUCAUCGCAUUUACCAACUAUCGAGCUCUGCUGUUCGGCGUUUUCUUCACUUUUCUUGGCCACAGCUUUGGGAAUCGAACCUUCGGGCGAAUCAGCUGCCUGUGCUACGUGCUUUCGGCGAGCCUCUCCUGGACAAUCUGGCCGUGCAGCAACGCUUCCAAAGAGCUUACUGGUGACCUGACAGCCAUGAAUUGGUUCUUGCUGAUCCUCGGGGUACUGCCAAUCUGGAUGGUUGUCCUCCUGGCACGACAUCUCCGGAGAUUCCCAGCAGGUGAGCUGUGUACACGCCAGAAGCCCAUAAACAGCAAGGGCACUCCGGGCGAGCUGGACGAAGGAAUUCCUGUUGACUUUGACUCCGUGCUGGUGGACUUUACCCCAAAUUCUUCGCCGAAAGGCGCCAAUGGAUGGAGAAACUGCCUCGGGGCAUUUUUCUGCUGA